This is a messenger RNA of Truncatella angustata, 1076 nucleotides long. RefSeq lists its product as uncharacterized. The record is from RefSeq and is a predicted model, not a curated record. The transcript has a single exon. Bases 94 to 888 code for a protein of 264 amino acids. Lineage: Eukaryota; Fungi; Ascomycota; Sordariomycetes; Amphisphaeriales; Sporocadaceae.
CUCCCAUAUGUUUUAUUUUCUGGAAAGGGGUGCUUUAGAAUUUGCGCUUGUCUAACACCACAUUUCCCAAUAUCAAUUUUCAAUCAACGGAAAAUGUCCACGUCAAUAGCAGAGGGUGAUGCCUUCAGAACCUCUUCGUGGAAUUCUAUCUACAUGGGCGUUGCAAAUUUGGAGCGGGCUCGUAACAGACACAUUACCAGCUUGAUUAAAAGUUCAAAUGUCGAAGCUCGUCUCAAUGCUCUAUCCAACCAAGAAUCCCAUGUGAGCCACACUACGGACCACGUUGUCGAAAAUGAUGUGAACGCCCUUGCGCGUCGAGUCGCCGCAUGCUGGAAGCUCCCGGGCAACAAUUUUACCAUAGCUGUCUUAGCCGCGAAAGGUCUGACUAACAGCAUCGAGGAGCUCCGCAUCAAGCUGCCCAAUCUCGGAAACGAAAAGUACAAUCCCGACGCAGAUUUGUUUGAACUCUUUCAAGUCGCAGCUCGAGCGUUAGCAGUUCGCUUAAUGAGGCCACCUCUACAUGUCGAUUGCACAGUCAAUCAACUAUCUCUCAUAUACUUGACGCUUAUUAGGACUGUUCCAUAUACUCAAAUAGCUCCUUCCGCUUGGCUAGGCAAUUGUCAACCCAGGCGCCCUAUGCCUGGUCCGCCACCUUCCUCCGGAUUCGCUCAAGUGCCGGGUCCCCUACUGCGUCAGCAAACUACUCCUGGUACAUCGAACCCUGGCUCUGUUUUGGUCUCUGAUUCGGACUCUGAUUCGGACUCCGAACUCGAGAUUAUCGAUGAGAAAUCAGGAGACAGAGUUGAGGAUAUCGGGGGGAAAGCAGAAGACAGAGUUGAGAAGCCAGGAAUAUGGUCAUGGUUUAGACUUCCGUGGUGGUGGCGUUAAUGUUCGCAAAGGCAAGAAGGAUAAGGAGAAGUGUCGUCUCAUUCAACAUGAGUCGACUAGGUUUAAAACUGUACUUUAACAUACAAAUGGCCUGGAAUAAUCUAGUGGUUGUGAUGUAUCUCAUUAUCGUUGUUUGUUUCGGUUGGCGAAAUAAUAUGCUUUACCACCGUUGGUUUUGCAUCUCCUGU